AUGAUGAUGAUGGUAACUGUGCGGCGCCGCGUGGUGUGUGAUCAGCUGGUCCUUGUGCUCUUGUGCUGCUGCUGCUGCUUGUCCGUCUGCGGGACUCCUGUGCCGGCAAAAACCCUUAUGAGUGUGCAUGUUUCUUGUUCGAGGACUGACGGUAGGUUGGGUUGGCGUCUUCCCAACGAGACGGGUUGGAGAAAGUGUGCCAAUAAGCCUGCAGAAGGUGGAGGAGGAGAGGAUGAGUGUGCACUGGUGUGCAUUGCCGCUGGGUACGUCUACAAAGAUGCGGAAAAUCCCAGACCGUGCGUCCCUGACGGUGGACCGACUGAUGUUUGGACCGGGAUAGGGAUGCGUUUGAGCGAGAAUGUAAAAAACUGCAGUUCGGCGGCUGCACCGACAGCGACGGUUGCUGGCCAGGCACAGAGCGGCGUCGGCAGUCCGCCGGGGGAGGCAGCUGAGGCGCCGCAGAAGUCGCCUGAGCACACAGACGAAGGCGGCUCUUAUCCAAGUCUAAGCGAACACGUGGCAUCGGCACCCGAAGCUUCCAGUCAGACGCCCUCUUCUCCAUCUGGAGGCACCGCCACUGGGGUGCGGGAUCCCGGCGGUGCGGACAGCAGCGACGCCGCCACUGUGUGGGUGCGCACGUCUCUGCUGCUCGUCACCGCCCUUAUCUGCGCUGCUGUGCGGUGA
This is a messenger RNA of Trypanosoma cruzi, 684 nucleotides long. RefSeq lists its product as uncharacterized. Lineage: Eukaryota; Euglenozoa; Kinetoplastea; Trypanosomatida; Trypanosomatidae. The record is from RefSeq and is a predicted model, not a curated record. Bases 1 to 684 code for a protein of 227 amino acids. The transcript has a single exon.